UGUGCAAAGUACUGUCACUGGACAUUUUUGGCAGAACAUUUGUUUCAUAAUAACAGGGGUUUUUUUUUCCAGUUACCCAAUCUUACAGAGAGUUGUUCCAGGUUUAACUGGACAGAAACAUCGUGCUGUCAUUUACAGCUACAAUAAUGGAGUCCCUGCCGACAAUUGGUCAGCUCCUGCAAACUCUCAGGGAAAUGGGCUUUACUGAAGACCAAAUACAGGCUGCCAUACAGGCCGGAUGCUUCUCUGUUCCAGAGGCAGCAGAAUGGCUUUUGCAUGACGGGAGUCCAAGACACAGACUGGUGAAGCAGUCGCAGUCAUCAGCCAAUGCAUUCUCUGCGUUUAACCCCCCUAAAGAUGUCCCAGGCUGUAGCACCUCGGCAGCUACGCAGUCCGAAGGAACAGGUCUUUCUUUGGUGCUGAAUCCUCCUGCUUUGGCUCCAAAAUCAGUAAAGGAGCCCCCACCUUUAGAGUCACGCAUAAAACAGGACAGGAGCAACUUCCAGGAGCAGCAGAGACAGAGGUUGGCAAAGGAGGUUCAGGUGGAGAGGAAACAAAAGAAACAGGAACGGGAGUUGAUUCUGAAGAGGAUAGCAGAAGACCGGAACACUCAGCAGGAGAAGUCCCAAACGUCCCCACCCAAGACUCAGGAACAAAGGCUGGGCGCGCGAGUUCACACCAGCACUGACAACCAGUGCAUCCUCAUGAUUCGCCUCCCGUCUGGUGCAUCCAUGCGUGAAUGUUUCCCAGCAGACUCUUCUCUUCGCAGCGUUGUGGAACACAUUGCUGCUCAGCAUCCAUCUCUUCCAGCCUUCACCCUUAUACAGGGUUUUCCUCGUAGACGCUUCUGCGAGACGGAGCUCGCCUGCUCCCUACGUUCCUUGGGGCUAACUCCGAACGCAGCCCUUUGUAUACAGACCAUACGCCCUGUGAAUCCCCAGGACACGUCCAAGCCUACUGGCCAAUUGGCUAGUGAGCAGGCAGAGGAAAAGCCUGGUUUACAGCCCAAUGAGUUGCCUCUCCAGCAAGAGGCAGCAGGUUUGGAGCUAGCAGUGCCACGACCCUUUCCACACCAACUCUGGGAAGAAGCAGCAGAGCAUGCUGGGAUACAACCUCCACACUCAGGAAUUUCUCACUGCUGGGGGCGAGGCCAGCGUCUGGUGUCUGGUGAAGCUGAUGAUGACCAGCUGGGGGAGCCGGCAGAGCCGCUUUUCAACGGUGUGUCUCCAUUGCUCCUCUUCCCUGAGAACAGGAUCAGAGGUGGCCUGGAGCCUCAACAUUUCUGGCCAGAUCAGGGAAACAGACUCAGGGAGCCUGUGGGUGAUGACCCAGCAGCCCCAGAAGAGAGCAGAAUGAUGCCAGGACAAGCUGCAGCAGAGCGGCUCCAGCGAGCAGCUCAACAAGAUGAAGGACGGGCCCCAUCCAGACAGCCUUCGCCACCAAAAAAAGCCUUCAGGACCCCCAGUGUGCCCUCGCUUUUUGCACUAGCAAGAAGAGCCACAGUCUCUCUCAUGACAGCUCCGAGGAUGCAGUACAGUAGCAGUCUAGCUGGCCUGACCCCAGAGCUGGCUGAGCUGCUGUUGAGCCACAUGGCAAGCGAGCGUCUCCUGCGGCCACGCACCCUUGAGCUGUUCUUUGGCUGCCCACUCCGGAUGUUUGUCCUAAACAGCUACCCAUAUACCACCAAUGAGCUACUACGACAACUCAGGGCUUUCACAGCCUUGAAGCACCUCAGCCUGGUCAACUCACCUCUCAUCACUGAUGCUGCACUCUCAGUAUUAUCCAACCUGUUGAAAUUGCAGCAUCUGAACCUGUCCUCCUGCAGCAAACUCACCGACUGCUGUCUACAGCACAUUACUAACCUCAAGUGUCUGUCUUUCCUGGCACUGGAUAAGACCAAAGUGAGUGAUGCAGGGCUGCUGAAGUUCUUGCAGUCUUCCCCAUCUGUGCUCUCCCACCUCAGUCUGAAUGAGACUGCCAUCACCGACACGACGGUCUCGGUGCUGCCUGCCUGUGUGCCUCAGCUCCGCAUACUCAGUAUCGCACGCACCACGGUGAGUGAUGUGUCGGCUCUAGUGGAGCUGCGGUAUUUACAGACUCUUCACCUGGAUGGUACGAGGGUAAGGGAAGACUCUCUCCAAGCCAUUGCUACUCACACCAGCUUAUUGGCUCUCAGUCUUGCCUCAAUUCCUGUUGCUGAUGGCAACCACACACUGGAGCUCAUUUCUGGUCUGAGAUUGACCCAGUUAACCCUGCCUGGGCGCCUCUCAGUGACUGACGCUGGACUCCCAUACCUCUCCAAGCAGACCCUGCUGUCUGAGCUCGACCUGACUGACUACACACAGCUCACUGACCAGGGUAUCAGCCAACUUGCCAGUAUGACCCGGCUGAAAAAGCUGUCGCUAAGCAACACUCAGGUGAGUGAUGUGGGGCUGACCAGCCUGAAGUGUCUAAGAGAGCUGCUGGAGCUCUGCUUGGACCGCACAGGUGUCACCAGCCAAGGUGUGGCUGCUCUCGUCACACAUCUGCCAUAUUUACAGGUAAUAGGCUUGGCCAGGACACGUGUGGGAGAUACAGUACUGAAACGGGGUCUUGUUCACUGCACCCAACUCCUUAAGCUCAACCUGAGCAGAACUCGCAUCACUGACAAUGGGUUGAAGUUCCUUUAUCAUAUGAGACUGAGCCAGGUGAAUCUGGAUGGCACUGGUGUGACUUUGCAGGGUAUUGGCGACUUAAUCGCCACUUGUCCUCAUUUGACCAGUGUCCGAGCGAAUAACAUCCGCACCAUCCCCCCGGAGCAGCAGUCUGACGACGAGGACGGGGCUAAUUACCUGCUGCCAUGAAUCAAUCCUUCAGCACUGUUCAGCAUUUAACUCAGUCUAAAUCGUACAGGGCAGUGACUUUCAACCUGUGGGCCGUUGGCAGUAUUGACGGUUUUUGUUUUAAACGCAAAUAUUGAGUAAUAUAUAGAAUUCUAUAUAGAAGUUUAAUCAAAUGUAUUUUUGAAUAUGGCAAAUGUUAGUGUUGUAAUAAUUAUUUGCAAAAAAUAAAAAGCAUAGUUAGGUUGAGCUCGCUGA
Messenger RNA from Electrophorus electricus (electric eel), 3077 nucleotides. RefSeq lists its product as uncharacterized. Gene Ontology annotation, biological process: negative regulation of protein ubiquitination; negative regulation of proteasomal ubiquitin-dependent protein catabolic process; negative regulation of protein K48-linked deubiquitination. Gene Ontology annotation, molecular function: K48-linked polyubiquitin modification-dependent protein binding. The record is from RefSeq and is a predicted model, not a curated record. Gene Ontology annotation, cellular component: nucleus; cytoplasm. NCBI's taxonomy places the organism in Eukaryota, Metazoa, Chordata, Actinopteri, Gymnotiformes, Gymnotidae.